Molecule: messenger RNA, 6895 nt
Organism: Brienomyrus brachyistius
Lineage: Eukaryota; Metazoa; Chordata; Actinopteri; Osteoglossiformes; Mormyridae
Product: MAP kinase-activating death domain protein-like
Biological process (GO): regulation of Rab protein signal transduction; regulation of apoptotic process
Cellular component (GO): cytosol
Molecular function (GO): guanyl-nucleotide exchange factor activity
Source: RefSeq, a predicted model, not a curated record
UGCGGAACUGCGUGUGGUUGCUACUGGGCUGGCGGAGCGGGUGCCAGUGCUGCGUACCGCCCGAGCGGCGCUGACGGCUGUGAUGUUCGCGGUAUCUCGCCAGAUCGGGGCAGCGUUCCCGUUAUCCCAUUAAGAAGAGGCUUGGAGACAGAUCGUGAGGCGCCACUGGAGGACAGCAAGUUCCCCGUUGCAUCCUGAUGAUUGCCCAAGCACGUCUGAGCUCACCGCUGGCCUAGCUCCGCUGUUUCCUGGUCGACCGGUCUCCGGUCGAAGUGCUGCACCUAUGUCUCCGUUACAAUGACUUAGAAGUCCGCUUUCAGCCAUGGAGAAAAAGAUACCGUGCCCCCGCUUACUGGACUACCUGGUGCUGGUCGGUGCCAGGCAGCCCAGCAGUGACAGUGUGGCCCAGACACCCCGCCUACUGCGCCGCUACCCCCUGGAGGAUCACCCUGACUUCCCCCUCCCCCCUGACGUGGUCUUCUUCUGCCAGCCCGAGGGCUGUCUGAGCGUGAGGCAGAGGCGCGUGGGCCUGCGAGACGACACCUCUUUUGUGUUCACACUCACGGACAAAGACUCGGGCGUGACACGCUAUGGCAUCUGCGUCAAUUUCUACUGCUCCUUCCAGAGGCGAUUAGCUAAGUCAGAACGGCCCCGGGUGGCGUCCGCCGUGGUUCCUGCCCCGGCUCCGCCCGGCGACCCCAGCGGUGCCCCUGAAGAGGCGGGCAACGAGAGCUCAGAGAGCGUCAACUCGGUGCCUGAUGCGGGCAAGUCGCCACAGGGCAAACGCAGUGGCAGACACGGCCCACGCAGCCACAACAGCGCCCUGACCUCGCUGUGCAUUAUCAGCCACUACCCCUUCCUUUCUACGUUCAGGGAAUGCCUGUACAUCCUCAAGAGGCUGGUGGACUGCUGCAGUGAUAGGCUCACGCACAAGGCCGGCCUCCCCAAAGGAGUGCAGAGCCCUUGCAGGGACACUAUGUGGCGCGUCUUCACCGGCUCCUUGUCAGUGGAGGAGAAGGGCAGCGUUCUCCUGCAGGACCUGCGCGAGAUCGAGGCCUGGGUUUACCGCCUGCUGCGCUCCCCAGUGCCGGUUGCAGGCCUGCAGCGUGUAGACGUGGAGGUUCUGCCCCGUGAGAUGCAGAGCCCGCUUACCUUCGCCCUGCCCGACUCGUCCCGCUUCUCCAUGGUCGAUUUCCCACUGCACCUGCCCCUCGAGCUGCUGGGAGUGGACGCCUGUCUGCAGGUUCUCAGCUGUAUCCUGUUGGAGCACAAGGUGGUGCUCCAGUCCCGCGACUACAACGCCUUGUCCAUGAGCGUCAUGGCCUUCGUGGCCAUGAUCUAUCCGCUGGAGUACAUGUUUCCCAUCAUCCCACUGCUACCGACCUGCAUGGCAUCUGCGGAGCAGCUACUUCUCGCCCCCACUCCCUACAUCAUCGGUGUCCCAGCCAGUUUCUUCCUGUACAAAUCGGAUUUCAAGAUGCCAGAUGACGUGUGGUUGGUGGACCUUGACUGUAACAAGGUCAUCGUACCAGGCAAUGCAGAAACGCUUCCCCCGCUGCCGGAGCCAGAGGCCUCCGAGCUGAAGAAACACUUACAGCAGGCUCUGGCAAGCAUGAGCCUCAACACUCAGCCCAUCCUCAACCUGGAGAAGUUCCACGAGAGCCAAGAGAUCCCCCUGCUCACCGCCAGGGAAAAUACCUGCACCCCCUCCACAGAGUUUAACCCCCUGAUCUAUGGCAAUGACGUGGACUCUGUGGAUGUCGCCACAAGGGUUGCCAUGGUGAGGUUCUUCAACUCCCCCAACGUGCUGCAGGGCUUCCAGCUGCACACGCGCACGCUGCGCCUCUUCCCGCGGCCCGUGGUGGCGUUCCAGGCCUCCUCCUUCCUGGCUUCACGUCCCAGACAGUCCAGCUUCGCGGAGAAGCUGUCCCACACUCAAGCCGUGGAAUACUUUGGCGAGUGGUCCCUUAGCCCUACCAACCAGGCCUUUCAGAGGAUCCACAACAAUGUAUACGACCCCUCCCUGAUCGGGGACAAGCCCAAAUGGUACGCCCACCAGCUGCAGCCCAUUUUCUACCGCGUGUACGACGGGAACUCCCAACUGGCAGUGGCCUUCAGCAGCCCGACGGGAGCCGAAAAUAAGCAGGAUGACGACUCUGACCUCACCGACGACAGCGGCAGCGACAGCGUGGACUGCGAUGACUCCAGCUCCUCUUACUCUUCGCUGGGGGACUUUGUCAGCGAAAUGAUCAAAUGUGAUAUACAGGGAGACACGGCGAAUGAGGACCCCCUGACACAUGCUGCCCUGGGAGAUGCCAGUGAGGUGGAGUUCCAGGACUUCCAGGAGUACCGGGCCGGGGCGGUGGGCUUGCCCCUGGAGGGGGAGGGGUCCGUGGAAAGCCAACAGCUGAAGUCCAGUUCCAGCACCACAGCCAGUUCUAGCCCCAGCACCAUCAUCCAGGGGGUCAACCAUGAUCAGGCAGAACCAGCAGACUCCGAUGUGUCCAUGGUACCCGGCGGAACGGUGCAGAACCAUCUCCCAGUUACGGGUGCGCAGGCCUUUCCUGUGCUGGGAGCUGAGCAAAAGGACAGUGAGUGGGCUGCUGCUAUGGAUGUCCCGGGACAGAAGAAGGAGUAUGACAACCCGUAUUUCGAGCCACAGUACGGCUUCCCUGCUGAGGAUGAUACCGAUGCCGAUGGAGAGCAGGAGGAGAGCUACACCCCACGUUUCAUCCAGAACCUCAAGAAGCCUCCACUCCCUUUGCGGCCCAACAGCUUGAGGCUGUCUGGCGACUCGGACGGGGAGUCGGAUUCCCACGGCAGCUCCCCUACCUCCACCAUCUCCAACAACAGCAACGAAGGCUUCAGCGGCCUCAUGAAUUUCGCCAGUAACUUGUACAAGAACCAUGGUACCAGUUUCAGCCUGUCCAAUCUGGCCCUUCCAAGCAAAGCAGUAAGGGACAAGGCCAACCCAUUCCCCAGUCUUAAAGGCAACCGUCCCCCGAGAGCUCUGGUGGACCAGAAAUCCUCUGUUAUUAAGCACAGUCCAGUGAAAAAGGAGUCGUCUUCUCCUCAGGGGCGGACAAACAGCAGCGAGAACCAGCAGUUCCUGAAGGAAGUGGUGCAGGGCGUCCUAGAAGGCCAAGGUGUCGGCUGGCUGAACAUGAAGAAAGUGCGCCGCCUGCUGGAGAAUGAGCAGCUGCGCAUCUUUGUGCUGAGCAAACUGAACAGGGCCAUCCAGUCGGAGGAGGACGCCAGGCAGGAAGUCAUCCAUGAUGUGGAGCUCAGCCGCAAAGUGUAUAAAGGGAUGCUGGACCUGCUGAAGUGCACGGUGUCCAGCCUGGAGCACACGUACAGCAAUGCCGGUCUGGGAGGCAUGGCCAGCGUCUUCAGCCUGCUGGAGAUCGCUCGCACGCACUACCAGACCAAAGAGGCUGAGAAGCGCAGGCGGAGCCCCACAGAAAUCGCGGGCGGCAGCAGCCCGAGCAGUAAGGGCAGCCUGACGCCCAGGGCGGACACUGCCCUACCACCACGCCCUCUGCUGGUACCCAAGUUCCAGCUACAUCCGCCUGCCCCCUCCACCGGCAGGGGAGCUCGCCAGUUUGACACCCGGAGUCUGAACGAGGAGAAUUUUAUUGCCUCUAUUGAAUUGUGGAGCAAGCACCAGGAUAACAGAGCUCAAAAAGCUAUGGAAAAACUACAGAGGACGGAAGCUGCAAAAGCAGGCAAGCCGGUGGUGGACCCCGGGGACACGGAUGAGAAGAGAUCUCAGAUCAGUGCUGACAGUGGUCUCAGUGUCACCUCUGGCUCUCAGAAGAGUGAAACAGAGUCUGUAAGGACGGCGAAAUCCCCCAGCCUCACUCGGAGCACCAGCCAGGACUCGGAGGCCAGCACUGUGGUGAGCAACAGCUCCGGUGAGACGCUGGGGGCCGACAGUGACCUGAGUAGCAAUGCUGGUGAUGGUCCGGCAGGUGGACUUCCCCCCCACCUCACCGUGUCCCGGGGUACCCUCUCUGACAGCGAGAUCGAGACCAACCCUGCCACCAGUUCUCUCUUUGGCAAACCUCACAAGAUGAAGCCUCGUCUGGCAGAACCGCGAGGCAGCUUAAGGAAGGAGGCUCAAAUCGUGCCUCUUGAAGAUACCAGCAUGAGGAUAUACCUCUGCGAAGGUUUGCUUGGCCGGGAUAAAAGCUCUGUAUGGGACCAGCUGGAAGAUGCUGCCAUGGAGACCUUCUCUCUGAGCAAGGAACGCUCCACACUUUGGGACCAGAUGCAGUUCUGGGAAGACGCCUUCCUGGAUGCGGUCAUGCUGGAGAGGGAAGGCAUGGGAUUGGACCAAGGGCCCCAGGAGAUGAUCGACAGGUACCUGUCACUUGGAGAUCAAGAACGGAAACGCCUGGAGGAUGAUGAAGACCGGCUUCUGGCCACCCUACUUCACAAUAUAAUGGCCUACAUGCUCAUGAUGAAGGUCAACAAAAACGACAUCAGGAAGAAAAUCAGACGCCUGAUGGGGAAGUGUCACGUCGGCCUGACCUACAGUCAGGAGAUCAAUGAGGUCCUGGAUCGUCUAUCAGAGCUGAGUGGGCGGGAGUUGUCCAUUCGGCCCAGUGGUAGUCGUCAUAUCAAGAAGCAAACGUUUGUGGUGCAUGCUGGGACAGAUACAACGGGAGACAUAUUCUUCAUGGAGGUGUGUGAUGACUGCAUCGUGCUACGCAGCAACAUUGGCACAGUGUGCGAGCGCUGGUGGUACGAGAAGCUCAUCAACAUGACCUACUGCCCCAAGACCAAAGUCCUGUGUCUUUGGAGGCGUAAUGGCCAAGAGACCCAACUCAAUAAGUUCUACACCAAAAAGUGUCGGGAGCUGUACUACUGUGUGAAGGGGAGCAUGGAGCGAGCUGCCGCUUGGCAGCAGAGCAUUAAACCAGGGCCCGAGCUGGGGGGAGAGUUCCCAGUGCAGGACAUGAAGACGGGCGAAGGAGGGUUGCUACAGGUCACACUAGAGGGCAUCAACCUCAAGUUUAUGCACAGCCAGGUUUUCAUAGAGCUGAGUCACAUUAGAAAGUGCAAUACUGUGAAAGGAGUCUUUGUCCUGGAGGAAUUUGUUCCUGAAACUAAAGAAGUGGUGAUCCACAAGUACAAGACUCCAAUGGCAGACCAGAUCUGCUACUCUGUGCUGUGUCUUUUCUCAUACAUGGCAGCGGUGCGGGGGAAGGAAGCGGAGAGCAAGGCCAAGAUUCCUCUCCUGCGAGCCACACCCAGCUAACACCUACACCCAGCUAACACCUACACCCAGCUAACACCUACACCCAUCUAAUACCUACACCCAGCUAGCACCUACACCCAGCUAGCACCUACACCCAUCUAACACCUACACCCAGCUAACACCUACACCCAUCUAAUACCUACACCCAUCUAACACCUACACCCAGCUAAUACCUACACCCAGCUAACACCUACACCCAGCUAAUACCUACACCCAGCUCCUCCCACUACCCUCUGACGGGCCCCAAACACCAAGCCCUUGGCAUUUACACUGCACGAGCGAGAGGAGCAUCCAUUCGUCUGUCCCGCCAUCCCUUUUACUAGGCUUACCUUCCUGUGCCCGACAGCUCACCUGUAGGACCUUACUCUGUAUUUGGGACCAUUUCCACUGCUUUAUUGAAUGUACCACCUGCUGUUUCUUCUUUUCCACAACCUUCUACCCUGUUUUCCCAGGAGGAAAAUAAGACAAUCGGUAAUCCUGCACAAACGGUAAUCUUGGAAAAUAAGGAAGGGGGAAAAAUAAACUGGAGACUUUCUAACGCUCUGCCACCCUCAGACUUUCAUUCCCCUUUCCCCCAAAAUGCUGGCUGUAUAGUAAAUAUUAAUGUGCUUUACGAUGUCAUCGACUACAAUCUACAAGAUGCUUAAAAUGGUGGUAUGUUGGGAAACUCUCCUAGCUGAAGCGGACACGCUAUCGGCUCCUUCACCUCUAAAGCACACUGGGGAAACUCGUGGCACCAAUGCGAUAUGAACCACAACAGAAAGAUUCCCAUUGUUUGGCCUUUUAGCGGUUCCGUUACUUACAGUAAUUGUGAGUGGUCCAAAAUGUUUUGCUUGCCCUUGUCUUAGCUGCCGUGCCGGUUUUAAUGUUUGUUGUCUGUGAUCAGCACAGUUAAAACUGCAUGUUAAGAGUAAGAAGUUUUAAACGCUGUACAUUUCACUUUAACGGUCAAGCAUUGCUAUUCAACUAUCGUUCGUCCUCUAGAUGUGCAAUAAAGUCCAUCACCAGUUAAAGUGGUCCGAAACAAUCGUAAGCAGAAAAGUUGAACUUUUGUUUAACUGUAUGCAUAAUUUAGCAAUGAGAAACAGGUACAAUAUGAAAAUCAGCUGGGUUUGAAAAGCCUGUCCUGUAGAAAUAGGGGAGUUGCUGUACUUUUCAGUCCUGUCAUACUGUGUACAAGGGAGAUUGAACACCUUCUGUUCCACAGUAGGCUGUAGUGUCAUUCCUAGGAUGUGUAAUAUAUGUGGAACUCUAGAAGCCAUAUACUUUUGUGGUAUUUUUUUGGUUUUAUGUUUUUAAAGAAAGAAAUCCGUGAGUGUGUGUGUGUGUGUGUAUGUGUGUGUACAGACAGAUCGUUACUCCUUCCAUGAGAAAUAAAAUCCUUUAGAUGUACUGUGUGGGGAGAAGAAGACAAAUAUUUAACAGGAUGUAAAUACGUCUGUCGCAGGAGGAAUAACCUGAACGUUUUGGCUGGGGGAGUUGGGGAAUCCUGUAGCGAAGUGUGUCAGUGAUGUGUAGAAAUCUGCUACUGUAGAGAACAGGGGGAAGUGGUGUAAAUAUUUAAGUGUUAAAGGUAUUUAUAGAAAUUGUACAGCUUUGGCAAUAAGAAAAUAAAUGAUGUCCAACUUCGAA